Molecule: messenger RNA, 1171 nt
Organism: Varanus komodoensis (Komodo dragon)
Lineage: Eukaryota; Metazoa; Chordata; Lepidosauria; Squamata; Varanidae
Gene: NSMCE1
Product: NSE1 homolog, SMC5-SMC6 complex component
Exons: 8
Coding region: 245-1033 (262 amino acids)
Biological process (GO): DNA damage tolerance; double-strand break repair via homologous recombination
Cellular component (GO): Smc5-Smc6 complex; nucleus
Molecular function (GO): ubiquitin-protein transferase activity
Source: RefSeq, a predicted model, not a curated record
GACGCGGCAGCCCCGAAGGCUGGGCCGGCGCACCCUCCGCCCCUAGCGAGUUGGCGCAGAUCCCGCCCCGCAGGGCCUUUGGCCGCGCUCGUAGGCGCGAGGGCCCCUCCCCGGGCCGCAGCCACAGAGGACGGCUUCUCCGGCAGGCAAGGCGGCCGGCCGGGCGCCCCCGCUACGGCCGUUGGUUUCCGCGGGAAGAGGCGACGCCGCGUUCCUCCUGCCCGCGCCGACGGCGAGCCGCGUGAUGACACCCGCCCCCAUGAGCGACGCGCACCGGCACUUUCUCCAGGCCUUGCUGGCCCUCGGCGUGGUGGAGGGGUCGGCGGCCGGCGCGCUGCAGCGCCAGUGCUGCGAGCUGCACCGAGUCUAUUAUGCACACGAUAAGUUGGAUGACUUCAUUAAUGUUGCGAAUGCUCAGCUACAGCCUUUGUUGAUGGAAGUCCGGAAAGGCCUUUCAGAAGAAAAUGGGGGAACAUACUAUGCUUUGGUGAACCUGGCUGAGACAGAAUUCACCAAAAUGGCCAGUGACUACUCUGAAAGCGAGCUGGAGUUGUUCAAAAAGACAAUGGAUCUUAUUGUAUCGUCUGGAAGUGGCUUUGCCUCCUCUACAGACAUCCUCAACUUGGCUGACCAGCUAAAGCCGAAGAAGAUGAAGAAGAAGGAGGCGGAGCAGGUGCUGCGAAGCCUGGUGCAGAACAAAUGGCUUUGUGAGCAAGAGGGGGAGUACACACUGCACAUACGAUGCAUCCUGGAGCUGGAGCAGUACAUCCUCUGCCACUAUCAAGGCUCUGUCCACAAGUGCCACGUGUGCCACUGCCUUUGUAUUCAGAGUCAAGUGUGUAAGGACUGUGGGAUCGCCAUGCACUUGCCCUGCCUUGCCAAAUACUUUGGAGCACAAGCAGAACCUCGCUGCCCUCACUGCAAGCAGCUUUGGCCUCGCUGGAUGCUGGACACCAGCACUGCAGGUCUUCGUCUGCCAUCACACACGCCAAAGGAGAGCAGGAGGACCCCCACAAGCACCCGGCAGCGCUAGAGGCCCCUGGGCAGACUCAGAUCGACGACUGCGUCCUGGAGGAGCGGCAGUGCAGCUGCAAUGUUGACCUGCCAGCAGCAAGAAUUGCAGUACCGUUCCUUGACCUUGGAGUUUGAAAUAUAUGUCUUUUACACCAUG